AUGGUGGCCGACUGCAUGGUGCAGCUGCAAGAGGAGGUCAGUACUAGUAACAUCAAGAAGCGCCUGGGCCGGCUCUUCGCUCCACGUUGUGACGGUUCGUACCUUGUGCCGAAAGAGCUGGUGGAGCAGUACAAGGACCCCAAGCAGCGUCCAGCUUUGGAGGCGGAGUUCAGGAAGGCUGGCCUUGACAAGGAGCUGUUUCUGAAGCGUUCUGUGAAGAAGAUCAAGCGCCGUGAAUCCGAGUCGGAGAUCUGGGUGUCGGGGCAGUUUGUCUCCGACGAAGACAUGGACGAGCUUGGCCUCACUGCCAAGAGGAAGAAGGCGGUGCACGAGGAGUGUGCACGCAUGAAAGGAUGGAUCAGGCGAGAUCGCUACGAGCCCGACGUGAAGCUGUAUUGGCUGGAGAAAUCUGUGGAGGGCAAGAUGCUGAAGCGGAAGCGAGAAAUCUAUGAGGAAGAGGACAGCGAUGCUGAGAUGCAAGAAAGCGAUGAUGAGGCUGAUCUCGACGUCUUCGGGAUGAAUUGGGGCCUGGGCGAAGGUGGCGAUGACAAGAAGGUGGCUGAGGCCGAUCGGGGGGCGGAUGUGAAAAAAAAUUUGAAGUCCAUCAGCUUUCCGGAGAUGGAUGCAGAUGGCCUCCCAUCGUCCUACAUCGUCAAGGUGGUGAACUGCUUGGGCAAGUGGAUCGCGAAGCUACAGGCUGUCACCGACCAGCUUGAUGAAUUGAAGAAAACUCCGAAGUCGGAGAAGCAACUUGAUGUUCUAGCUGAAUUCACAUACGAGGCUAGUUUGCUUUCUAUGAUCAUGGAGAAAGCAAAGCUUGUGAUCUCUGGCUUGGAGAAAACGACGGAGACCAUUCAGAGCAAGCAAGCGGACAGCGUGCUUCAGGAUCAAGGUUUCACGCUUGCGACGCUCGGCAUCGCUGAGGAGGUAUAUAUGGCCAAGCGCGUGCGAAGCUUGGCUUCAGUCUUGUGGGAUGAUGAUGAAGAUGUGGAUGCACUGCUUCUGGAGUGGAAGAAACCGGACAAUCCUCUCACUGUGAGGUCGAAAGCUAAGCUAGUGGCAGACAAGUCUGAUGACGUGCCAGAGCGUCCUGAGAUACACCCUGUGCUGAAGCUGGAUCUGGUGGUUGAAAAACCUGGGCUGCUAAAGCUCCGCCGUACGAGGGAUCCGUGGUAUUGGCUUCAACAAGUGUCUCAGGAGGUCAAGGGCUUACCCCGACUUCAGCAGGAGGUCAUCCACGACCUAGAGCGAACCCAGUUUGCAAAUGGGGCGAUCGUCUUUGACCUGCCAACCUCAAGCCUGGCCUCUAGCAUACUGUCGCACGCAGAGCUUUGCAUCAGGUGCACGGAGGCCCUGAGCUUCUGCAGUGGAUGUGCGCCGAUGCUGCAGUAUAUGAAGAACCAGAAGAAGAAGGACGACACCUCGAAAAAGGAGCUUUUAUCGGACCUUAUCCGGGCUUUGUCAAGCCAGCUUCGUGAGCUUUUUAACACUGGGCUUUUGGUGAAUGGCCGGCGGUACUACUUUGGUAUUCUAGGAUUGAAAGGGGACUUUGAGUUCCACUGUACCUGCUUGCGCGACGCUGGCUUGAAAAGGAGCUACGAGCAUGUCGGCAGGGCACAGGACAUCCCUGUGUGCAUCGAGUGUGAGGCUGGGUUUCCAGACACCCCUAUGGAGGAUGCCAACGUGGGGGCUGCGUGGACAAGGACCAUUGGCAGGUCCGCGCCGUGGGAGCGGCUGCCGAGUUUUGCGCAAGUGCCCUUCGACAAUUGGUGCUCCUUUCCAUCGCGAGCCCCUGAAUUCUUUCGCCGAGAUCCUUUCCACGUUUUCCGGCUAGGCGUGGCGCGUAACUUUCUGGCUUCGGCAAUUCUGCUUCUGUGCAACUUGGGAGCCUUCGACCUUCAGGGCGAAUCAAGGUCUGUUGAGAACAGGCUGGUACGAGCUUGGAGACAUUUUCAGCUUUUUAUGGAAACUGCAUCUUUGCAUGUUGGGGGGCUCAGAAGCUUCAGCAAGAAAAAGAUGCACUUUGCCAGUGGAGGAGCGUUCCCUUGGCUUGGAUGCAAGGGAUCGGACACGAUCGUCCUGCUCAAAUGGCUGCAGGUACUCCUGGUGCAGCUUCGCAGCCGCGGUUGUGCUGUGGUCACGGGCCAUGAUUUUGCGAGCUGCCGUGCUUGUAUUUUCAUUGAGCGAGCGGUGACUGGAGGACUCCAGUUCUCGCAAGGAAUCCAUGGCCAUUCGCUUUGGUUAGUGCCAAGCUGCACCCGCUUUCUGCGGCAGAGCCUUUACGAUUUCCUGAGAGGCUACUCUCAGCUGGCACAAUAUUGCCUCGUGCGCAAGAUGCCUUUGUUCGGAAUCACACCGAAGGUCCAUGCUAUGUGCCACUACAAACAUGAACUUGAGAUGUCACUCCGGUUGAACCAGCAAGCAACCAUCAAUCCAGCCGCAUUCGAUUGCAGCAUGUCGGAGGACUUUAUAGGACGCAUCGCUCGACAGUCUCGCCGCAUAGGAUUCAAGAAGGACCACUUUGAGAAACACUUGUUACAGCAUUAUCUUCUUAAACUUUCUUUUGUGUUGCGCAAGAACUGGACAACUAUUGACGAUGGACGGCGCUCUGGUGCUAAGUUUUACGCUGGCCGCCGCAAGCGCAAAGCUGGAGGCAGGCGUUGA
Messenger RNA from Symbiodinium necroappetens, 2664 nucleotides. The record is from the annotation of a GenBank genome assembly. Lineage: Eukaryota; Dinophyceae; Suessiales; Symbiodiniaceae.